GCACUCGAUUCACUCACAGAGAUGCCUUAUUCUCUCAUACGUGGAGGCACAGGGCUUAUCCCUAUAAGCAUGAUGACCGAGUAGCAGUUCGCUCUGCAUGGGACAUGCUCGGACCAUUAAUCAAAGGAAUCGAAAUUGACUUAAUCCCAGACAAUGCAAUCCAUGAUCCCAAGAAAUUGGUUGAUUACCUACAUAAGUGGAAAAUAACUCGAGUACUGUUCACUCCGUCAUUGCUGCAAGCGGUUUUGGAACUCCAAGGCAUGGAUUUGAAAGAAAAGCUUAAAUCUGUCAGGCAAAUCUGGUUGCAUGGAGAAGUGGUUACAACAAAACUGCGGGACAAGUUGUGUCACUUGUUGCCAUGGAUACAACUGCUCAACCUCUACAGAAUUUCCGAGUGUCUUGAUGUGGCCAUUGCUGAUAUUUCGCUAUCAGUGGCAACAGGAGAGGCGGGAAAAUAUUGUCCCGUGGGUAAAUUGCUUCCAAAGGUUCAUGCUGUCAUCAUGGAUGAACACCAAAACGUCAAAGCUAUUGGAGAACCUGGAGAGAUCUACAUAGGCAGUCCAACACUGGACUUGAACCAACCUGGCCUGAACGCGACACGCUUGAUAGAGCGACCGGCGCAUGUGAGUGCGUGUGUGGGGCAGAGACUGUACAGGACCGGCGACUGGGGAUUCCUGCUCAGCGACCGCACCCUGCACGUACAUGGUCGUUGCGACACCACUGUGCGCAUUCGCGGAUACUCCGUCCAACUGCAGGCUAUAGAGAGGACAUUACUAGAUGUGGCGAUGGUGAGUUCAUGCUGUGUGCAGGCAUAUGGAGAGGAAGGCACUGACAAGUAUCUAGUCGCUUACGUUGUUCAAGAACCUUCAACCAAAUUGAAUGUUGGUGAAGUGGGCCAAGCACAGAACAAACUGCGCAAUCUGCUCAAAGAGAGGCUGCCUCUCUACAUGAUACCGUCCAAAAUCAUCCUUCUUGACAAAUUUCCGAUUCACAUGGCUAGUGGUAAACUGGACAAGGAGAAGCUAGCUGAAAGCGAGAAGGGUGUUGAGCCAGGCUCGCUUCACUUGGAUGACCAGAGCAUGUCACCUACUGAGAAACUCAUUGCAUCGGUCUGGUGCAACUGCUUGAAUCUGAUGACAGUCGAUGUUAGCGAGAACUUUUUCGACUUGGGAGGACAUUCAUUGGCUGCGACUAGAGUAGUGAGUGAAAUCAAUGAGAAACUCAAUAAAAACCUGGACACCAGCUCAAUAUUCUUGUACCCAACUGUACAGAGUCUGGCGAAAUUUGUGCUGGGAAAUGGAGGCAGUGAGAAUAUCAAGUUGGUUGAAGAGUUGGACUCCAUUCAGAUUUCUUACCCCUCAGACCUUGAUUCCAAACUGAGAUCCUUCUGGGAAUCAUUGAAAUUGAAGAAAAAUAAGUGCAAUUUUGGAAAUAUUCUAAUAACUGGUGGAACAGGAUUUCUCGGAUCACACUUGAUCAGUGAACUGCUUAAAAAAACUCAGGGUCUCAUAUACUGCAUUGUUCGGAAGAGUCCAACAUGCUCAGCAAUGGAGAGAGUGAUUGAGGCUCAGAAACGUUUUGGAUUGCCUGAAGUCGAUGAAAACCUUCUGGAAAGAAUCAUUGCAAUUGAAGGUGACGUAUCUCUGCUGAAUCUGGGCCUCUCAGAUGAUGCCUACAAUUCCCUUGCACCAGAAAUUGACUUUAUAAUUCAUGCGUCAGCUAAAGUCAAUCUGAUAUUUCCUUUUCACUCGCUCUACGAGGAUAAUGUGAAGGCCACCAAAAAUAUCAUUCAGUUUGCUCUACACAACAAAGUCAAGCCCAUACAUUACAUAAGUACAAAUGCAGUAUUUGCCGACGGUAUGGUGGGUUGCGGUGAGGACAGUGACAUGUUUGCACAUGUGGAUCGUCUUCAAAGUGGUUACGGCCAAACUAAAUGGCUGGCCGAGCAACUUGUGUUGCGCGCUGCUAAAUCUGGAUUGCCAUGUGUUGUUUACAGAUUUGGCAAUCUAUCAGGCAGUACUAAGGUAGCCAGUUGUAAUCCGUCAGAUUUCACUCUGCACAUGAUCCAGGGUGUCAUCAGAACUGGGGCAGUGCCUGACAUCAAAUGGAAGAUUGAAAUGACGCCAAUUGAUUUUGUACAAGAAAUGUUUGUGGAGUUGUUUUUGGAUCUGGAUAACUCAAUGGGAAAAAUCUACCAUUUUGUGAAUGAGGACCAGCUUCCAUGCGAGGAAUUGUGGAAACUAAUGGAGAGAAGGGGCUACAAUUUGAAAUCACUGCCUUACAACGACUGGGCCAAACAAGUGCAUGCCAACGAAGACUUGAAACCUCUGUCACAUCUACUUCAAUC
Messenger RNA from Nilaparvata lugens (brown planthopper), 2347 nucleotides. RefSeq names its product linear gramicidin synthase subunit D-like. The record is from RefSeq and is a predicted model, not a curated record. Gene Ontology annotation, molecular function: phosphopantetheine binding. NCBI's taxonomy places the organism in Eukaryota, Metazoa, Arthropoda, Insecta, Hemiptera, Delphacidae.